Molecule: messenger RNA, 1280 nt
Organism: Chlorocebus sabaeus (green monkey)
Lineage: Eukaryota; Metazoa; Chordata; Mammalia; Primates; Cercopithecidae
Gene: GLRX3
Product: glutaredoxin 3
Biological process (GO): intracellular iron ion homeostasis
Cellular component (GO): cytosol; nucleus
Source: RefSeq, a predicted model, not a curated record
CCGCCUACAUCCGGCCGCCGGCACUCGAUUGCUUCUGUCUGGCGGCGGCAGCAUGGCGGCGGGGGCGGCUGAGGCAGCUGUAGCGGCGCUGGAGGAGGUCGGCUCAGCCGGGCAGUUUGAGGAGCUGCUGCGCCUCAAAGCCAAAUCCCUCCUUGUGGUCCAUUUCUGGGCACCAUGGGCUCCACAGUGUGCACAGAUGAACGAAGUUAUGGCAGAGUUAGCUAAAGAACACCCUCAAGUUUCAUUUGUGAAGUUGGAAGCUGAAGGUGUUCCUGAAGUAUCUGAAAAAUAUGAAAUUAGCUCUGUUCCCACUUUUCUGUUUUUUAAGAAUUCUCAGAAAAUCGACCGAUUAGAUGGUGCACAUGCCCCAGAGUUGACCAAAAAAGUUCAGCGACAUGCAUCUAGUGGCUCCUUCCCACCCAGCGCUAAUGAACAUCUUAAAGAAGAUCUCAACCUUCGCUUGAAGAAAUUGACUCAUGCUGCCCCCUGCAUGCUGUUUAUGAAAGGAACUCCUCAAGAACCACGCUGUGGUUUCAGCAAGCAGAUGGUGGAAAUUCUUCACAAACAUAAUAUUCAAUUUAGCAGUUUUGAUAUCUUCUCAGAUGAAGAGGUUCGACAGGGACUCAAAGCCUAUUCCAAUUGGCCUACCUAUCCUCAGCUCUACGUUUCCGGAGAGCUCAUAGGAGGACUUGAUAUAAUCAAGGAGCUAGAAGCAUCUGAAGAACUAGAUACAAUUUGUCCCAAAGCUCCCAAAUUAGAGGAAAGGCUCAAAGUGCUGACAAAUAAAGCUUCUGUGAUGCUCUUUAUGAAAGGAAACAAACAGGAAGCAAAAUGUGGAUUCAGCAAACAAAUUCUGGAAAUACUAAAUAGUACUGGUGUUGAAUAUGAAACAUUCGAUAUAUUGGAGGAUGAAGAAGUUCGGCAAGGAUUAAAAGCCUACUCAAAUUGGCCAACGUACCCUCAGCUGUAUGUGAAAGGGGAGCUGGUGGGAGGAUUGGAUAUCGUGAAGGAACUGAAAGAAAAUGGUGAAUUGCUGCCUAUACUGAGAGGAGAAAAUUAAUAAAUCUUGAACUUGGUGCCCAACUUAUUGCAAGAAAUAUUUAAUUACAUUGGAAGCAGUUCAUGAUUUAGUCCUCAGAAAUGGACUAGGAAUAGAAAAUUCCUGCUUACUCAGUUACAUGUUUUGUGUAUUUCACAAUGUCGUGCUAAAUAAAUGUAUGUUACAUUUUUUUCCCACCAAAAAUAGAAUGCAAUAAACAUCUUCAAAUUAUUAACAAUAA